AUGCCCCUCGAUGACUUCGAGCUUUUCUCCUUUGGACUCUCCACCCCCACCCCCACCAGUCUUUACAGUCAGGGCUCAAUGGCCUCCCCCGUGUGGCACGAACACGGCCACUAUCACAGUAUGCCAAUGGAGCGCCGUACCUCUGCGACGCCACUGCGGAGUGCAUUCAGAAUGGCCGAUAUCACUUCGGGCGAAGGCAUGAUGAACAUGCCCUGCGGCAACAUGGAUCGACCUGAACAGAUGUCUAUCCCAGACUAUCUUCCUGCGUAUGAGGACCAUGUCGACCAGCUCUGGAUCCCUCAAGAUAUGCCAAAGACAUACCAAGAGCCCCACUUCCCUUACCAGGCAUCGGUACCCCAAUACAGCCAGAUGGCUCGCAACUACUACCAUCGCCCGCAGCAAGCUGGAUACCUACCCGAAUCCGCAUCCAAUCCUUGCCUGUCACGUCCAAUCUUCAACCACCCCAAUGAACGGAUACCUAACUCGGCCUCGAUGUCCAACAUGUUCCACUGGAUGCCAUCCCAGGAGUCAAUGGUACCGCAAACCAUCACUCCCGCCCAGGUCCAGCCCUUCCCUUCUGUCCCCGUGACGCCUCCUUCAUCUUCGUAUUCCGAUUUCCCCACCAACAUCCCAACCUUCAAGUCCCACACUCCUUCUACCCCGCACCGCUCUGUAUCUAUGGGUACACCCUCAGGGUCCGAUACUCCCGUCAGCCGGAUGUCUGCACACAACGAUUACCAGGAGGAGUUCCAACUUUCUCCGGUCUACCGUGAUAGCUUGAUGCAACGUCAUCGUCAGCCCUCACGCAAACCUUCCAAGAAGCAACUUCUUCGGUCCAACUUGAGCUUGGAAAACCUUCCGUCAAUCAUUAAGCAAGUGCAAUUCAAGUGCAAGGAGCCCGGCUGCAAGGGUCGCUUCAAGCGCCAGGAGCACCUCAAGCGUCACAUGAAGAGCCAUUCCAAGGAAAAACCUCAUGUCUGCUGGGUUCCCGGUUGCCACCGUGCCUUCUCCCGCAGUGACAACCUCAACGCUCAUUACACCAAGACCCACAGCAAACGGGGCGGUCGCAACCGAUAUGUGGCAACCCUCGACGAGACCAGCCAAGAUUUCGAUCCCGACUUCCGUGGCCAGCUUACUCCUGACGGUCGCCCCAUCUAUGGCAGCAAACUUGAAGAAACCGUCCCCGAUUGCGGUGAGCUGAACGUGGAUAGUUGGGAUGACUAG
This is a messenger RNA of Penicillium paradoxum, 1224 nucleotides long. RefSeq names its product C2H2 type transcription factor BrlA (gene brlA). Gene Ontology annotation, cellular component: nucleus. The record is from RefSeq and is a predicted model, not a curated record. Bases 1 to 1224 code for a protein of 407 amino acids. NCBI's taxonomy places the organism in Eukaryota, Fungi, Ascomycota, Eurotiomycetes, Eurotiales, Aspergillaceae. Gene Ontology annotation, biological process: regulation of transcription by RNA polymerase II. The transcript has a single exon. Gene Ontology annotation, molecular function: RNA polymerase II cis-regulatory region sequence-specific DNA binding; DNA-binding transcription factor activity, RNA polymerase II-specific.